Molecule: messenger RNA, 2236 nt
Organism: Triticum urartu
Lineage: Eukaryota; Viridiplantae; Streptophyta; Magnoliopsida; Poales; Poaceae
Biological process (GO): nuclear membrane organization
Cellular component (GO): nuclear envelope
Source: RefSeq, a predicted model, not a curated record
CGUCGCUUCCAAAAAUCGCCUCCUCACGUUUCCGGUUCGGAUUCCCCUCGCGUCACACGCUCCCCUACCCCGCGCGCUCUCUCUCUCCCCUCGCCCGCUCCCAUGGCGUCCCUCUUCAGGGCUCGCCGGCGGCGAUCGCCGGAGGACGAGGGGGACGACGGCGACGGAUCCGGAUCCGGGCGGGGCAAGCGCCGCCGCCUCUCGCCGGAGGAGGGCGGGCUGGUGCCGGCGGAGGGGGGAAGGAGCCCCGGGUGGCUCUCCACCAUCGUGACCGGGGCCAAGCGGGUCAUAUCCUCCGUGCUCUUCUCCUCGUCCGAGGAGCAGGCCUCCGGGGACGAGGAGGAGGAGGAAGACGGCUCCGAGCAGGACUCCGAUGGAAAUGAAGAUGCCCAUGAUAAUCAUGGAACAAUAGUUUCUUACAGCGAAUCAAAGCUUGCCAUUGAGGAAAUGGUUAUGAAGGAAACAUUUUCAAGGGAUGAAUGUGAUAAGAUGGUAAAGCUAUUACAGUCACGUGUUACAGAUUCAGCAUUUCCUGAAGCCUAUGAGCAUGGGACACCAAAAGAAACCCCAAGCAGGAAUGGCCAUGAUUUUACUGGAGCUUGGCGUUCCUUGAAUCGCAAUAGAAAUGGCCCUGGGUCAGGUCCAUUUUUGAGUACCGGACCUGGUAACUUUUCUCCUGGCUCUCCUCUCCAAGCAUCACCUGAGCUAUGUAGUGCAGCAGUUAUGGAAGCAAAGAAAUGGUUGGAAGAGAAAAGGCAGGGAUUAGGCUCAAAGCCUGAAGAUCAUGGACCUUGCACAUUAAACACUGAUGUGCUUAAUGCUGACCUCAAAUCUGACAAGGGUUCUCCUGUCGAUUUAGCAAAAUCAUACAUGCAGUCAUUGCCACCAUGGCAGUCCCCUUUAUUAGGCAGUCGGAGAUUUAAAUCACCACCCUCCGGUGGAGUACAUAUUAAUGAUGAAGAAGGAUCCAAAUACUUCUCAUCAUCAAAGGUCGACACCAAGGAAGACUUCCUUUCCAGUUCCAACUUCUGGGAAAACUUUGAUUUGCGAAGAGAUCACAUUAAAUUUUCUGAAACUGCAGAAGCUUCUAAGUCGAGGCACCAUGGUUCUACUUCCAGAUUGUUUGAUAAUGGUGUCUCUAUAUUAUCGCCGGGUACUCGUGAUGAAGUUGGACAGAAUGUACAGGGUUAUGAAGGUUCUGAUAAAGUUGCUGCAGCAGAACCAGCCAAUGAGUGCUCCUUACCUGUUUCACCAACUAAAGAUGGAAACCAUGGUGCUGUUGAUUCUGUGGAUGCUGCACCGAAGGAAAGUGGAAAUCUUGUCCAAGAAUGCCAUGUUGCAUCUGAUGUUCAUCCUGAUGAGGUACCACAGGGGAAUGCAGAUGAGGUGCCACGUGGGAAUCCUGUGCCUCUCACAAGUGCAACGGAAGAGGCUGUCAACCACAGUGGAGAUAAAUCUGUGCCUGCAGAACCAGAAAUUCACGAAGAAUUGCAUAUGAACUCAACUUCAGAAUCGAGAGCAAAGGAUGCAGCCCCCCAUUUCCGGAUGAGUUUGCGUUCCCUAAAGAAAAAGGUCCACACGAGUUUAAAUGGGCCUACCAAGAAAAUCUCUGCCAACGGUCUUCUGGAUCGAUCAGAUGGCAACUCAGGGAUAGAAUCCUCGUGCAAUGAUAAUCCCAGCUGCACUAACUCGAGCAGUGCUGUACCUCCCAACAAUAAUGAGUUCAUCAACUCUGCAGCUGAUGCUUCAGCUGAUAACACCGUCGAUGACGGCGUGAGAACGGUUUCAGAGAAACCGGCGGAUGGUAAGUCUGUCGAAAACGGCGCUGGGACGGAUUCAGUUGAACCCGCAAAGGAAGACGCUAAACCAACUUACGUCAGACGUGGCCGGAAAAGGGCUGCUCGUAGGGCGUUAUGAAGAGGAGUUUAGGAGCAAGCACUUGUUAUACCAGGUCGCAGUGUACUAAUAUUAACUGGUCCCAAGAAGGGGCGGUAUGAUACCUAGGUUUAACCAGAGCUAGUAUUCAUUUGAUGGGAUAUCUCAGGUAACACAUCAUGUACCCACGCCCGUAUCCAUGUUGUAUCACUGUAGGCUAGAUGUGAUUACUAGGUUCAGUAGCUGCUCAUUCAGUCUCAUCUAGAUGUGGUCUGUAUUAUUAUUGUUAUUUGGGUAGUUUGUGAAAGACGGAAGCACAACUUCAUCACUACUAUUUGAUUGUAUUGUAUUGUAUCAUUGA